Molecule: messenger RNA, 594 nt
Organism: Hirsutella rhossiliensis
Lineage: Eukaryota; Fungi; Ascomycota; Sordariomycetes; Hypocreales; Ophiocordycipitaceae
Exons: 1
Coding region: 1-594 (197 amino acids)
Source: RefSeq, a predicted model, not a curated record
AUGAAGCGCCAUCCCCUAGCCCUGGUCUCAUUUGCCAGCUUAGCUGCUGCGCACUCAAUCAUGAUCCGACAAGAAGCAAAGCCGGCCCCAGAACGUGUGGAUAAGUUUCGGGUCCAGUUUUGUGUAAAAGACGGACUUCAAGAAUGCGACGACGCACUAGUGCUGUGCCGCAAGGAGCAAAUGCCUAUAUGGGACUGUAUGAGCGGUAAGAGCAAGGCUUGCAUUGUGGACGAUGCGUCUGCUUGCAUUGAUGCAGUUGAGGAAUGCCUUAAUGAGCCGAACACGAUUGGCACCGGGGCAGAAGAUGGCGAUGAAGAUGUCAGGGAUUGCAUCCUGCCGAAGCGUGUGGCUGACGGCAACACAAACGCCGACGCGGGUAACAACCCGACUACAGACGCGGUCCCUGGCGCCAGUGACCAGAUAGAGGAUCAAAACCUGAUUAAGUGCGGAGAGGCAUCCCAGGUUUUUGACCUGGCAUCCAAGGCUUAUGAAGAGGCAUCCAAGGCUUUUGAAGAGGCCUGGAAUAGGAACGGUUGCGAACGUUAUAUCGAGCAACUCGAGGCAAAUAGUACUCUCUCGAACGAUGUGGAUUGA